GAGGGAAUUCGGCGAAAGGAAUAUAUACCCGCCAUACGAUUAUCUUUCAAUAUUGAUAUUACACCGACAAGAUCCAUUAUCAUAGGCCCGUCGAGACGUCGUGUUAGCCAGGACUCUUGGUCUGUUUUACCUACCGGUAUUUUCGCCCAGCUCUAUUUGGAUCUAAAGCAUCGUGUAUAAUUCAAUUUGCCUUUGUGGCUUUACUGAUUGGUUGCCUAGGCGGCUGGUAAAUAUUUGUCAUUAGAAACGUGAGCGUCGACGGACGCUAAAUAAGCAGAGACCUGUUCGUUUGCCGAGGAUAAGCUCGAGGCACCGGUCGUGUUAGGAUGUUGGGCUAUCGGCUGGGGAGCGGGACACCUGCGGGCAUCCGGAGACCACGUCGCCAUGGGCCGCAGCUUUGUCCGUCCUUGCAUCCCCAGCCCUGCGCGAGUCAGAGACCUCAGGUUCACACCCCACAUAGUCUAGCCGUCGCAGGAAGCAGCGUGACGGCGGAAAACGUCAGCAACUAUGCCGUCAGCAUUGCUCCCAGCAGCUCAGCAACUCCAUCCCAGGCAGCAUACGAUGCGAGCUCUAUCCAGGUGCUGGAGGGUCUGGAGCCAGUUCGCAAGCGCCCCGGCAUGUACAUCGGCGGCACUGGCAGCGAGGGGCUGCACCACCUGGUGUGGGAGGUGGUAGAUAACUGCAUUGACGAGGUGCAGGCGGGGCAUGCGGGCAGCGUGGAGGUGGAGCUGGACCUGGGCACGGGCUGGGUUACUGUGCGCGACGACGGCCGCGGCAUCCCGGUGGACCCGCACCCCGCCACCGGCAAGUCCACGCUUGAGACGGUGCUGACGGUGCUGCACGCGGGGGGCAAGUUCGGUGGGGAGAACAGCGGGUACAAGGUCAGCGGCGGGCUGCACGGAGUGGGCAUCAGCGUGGUGAACGCGCUGAGCGAGCAGCUGUCGGUGCGGGUGUGGCGGGGAGGCUGGGAGUACUGCCAGGCCUUCAGCAGGGGGGCGGCGCAGGGGGGGCUGCAGGCGAGGCAGCUGCCGGAGGGGAGCCAGGAGGCGGGCAGGAGCGGGACGGAGGUCCGCUUCCUGUACGACUCCACCAUCUUCGCCCGCGACGUGUCGUACAACCCCGACACCAUCGCCACCCGCCUGCACGAGCUGGCCUUCCUGAACAGCGCCGCCACCAUCCGGCUGCGGGCCAGCAGGGGGGGCAGGGCCGUGGCGGGGCGCAGCAGG
Messenger RNA from Astrephomene gubernaculifera, 1226 nucleotides. Lineage: Eukaryota; Viridiplantae; Chlorophyta; Chlorophyceae; Chlamydomonadales; Astrephomenaceae. The record is from the annotation of a GenBank genome assembly.